This is a messenger RNA of Schistosoma curassoni, 2746 nucleotides long. The record is from the annotation of a GenBank genome assembly. Lineage: Eukaryota; Metazoa; Platyhelminthes; Trematoda; Strigeidida; Schistosomatidae.
AUGUUACCCGUUCCCCCAUCUCAUGAAAAAGGCACACCAAGCUGGUCAUCACUUAAACGCAAAUCAUGGCUUCAUCCAAAGUUUUUAAACUAUGCACGAGAAAAUGUUUAUGAUAGUCAUUUGCUGAAAACUAAGAAAGUAGCUGAACAUGAACCUAUGUUAUUGCCCAAUUGUCUUCCUUAUUCAUGUGUUCCACCAGUUAGAAUACUUAAAAUGGAAACCCAAAAUACUACUGAAUAUCAAUUUCCCCUUAUCUUGUAUAAUAAUGAAAUGUUAAAAGAAAAUUUCAUAUCACCUGUAAACAAACUUUUAUAUUUGCCUAAAAAUAUUAAAAUAAUAAAGAAAUUUACAUCAAUGAAUAAUAUUCAAUUAUUAAAACUCCCGGCAAAUUGUUCAGUAUUACCAUGGGAAUAUAAUGGUAAUAGUAAUAACAGUAAUAUAAAUAAACUACUAUCUUUAGAUGAAAUUAAAUCCCUGAAUAAAUUCAAUUCAAAAACAAUGAAAAAAUUUAAACAACAAAAUGCUGUAAAAUUAAAUUUAUUAAAAAGUCAUUUCUUAGCAAAUGAAUAUGAUUUACAAAAUAAGUCCAAUAUAUAUCAAUUAUUAAAAUUACAUCAAAAUAAUUUUACUACUAAUUUUCAAUUAAGUAGUAAUGUUAAACUAUUACAAUUACCACAUUUAUAUCAUUCAAUUGAAAGACAAUAUCCUGAUCAUAAAACUGAUAAUAAAAUUUCUAGCAAUGACAAUAUAACUUCAAGAGAAGCAUACCAUUCAAAUUUAAAAAAAACUAAAGACUGUAAAUCAACAUCAAAUGAAUAUACAUUACAAAUAUUAACAUAUCCAAUGAAUAAUGAAGAACAGCCUACGUUAAAUGAUAUUUUAUGGGUAUUGGAAACAACUAAAGAAAAUAUUAAACCUAUUUCUGUGGAAAAUUUUAACGUACCACAAUGUAAAUUUGAUUCUCCUAUUCAAAAUGAUAAAAAAUCUUAUAAUGAUUGUGGAGUUCAAUUUAAUUUUGUUGAUUAUGGUGAACCUAAUACUCAAAUUGGUUGCAAUACAUUUACUAACUGUAAGAAUGCAGCAUGGCCUUCAGAUUGUGUUGAACAACUGUUGUCCAAUGAUAUUGCACAUGUUACUAAACAAUUUCUAAGUAUACAUGCAUCUGACCUGAUAGAUUGGAAUAAUGAAGAUAAGUAUAUUGUACCAUGUGUUCCACUACACAUUAGUACAUCCAAUAUUUAUGAACAAAAUCAUUGUAAUCUUAUCACAUAUGUGAAUGCACCAGAUAACAAACAACCAAUAGAAAUGAAUAAUACAAUUAGUCCAUCAAAUAUUGUACAUAAUCAAACAUCGUUAAUAGCAAGAUCACAAAUAAAAACUGUAACAACAACGACAACAACAACAACGACGACAACAACAACGAUAACGAACAAUUCAUCUGAGAAUAAACCAGAAUUAUUAAUCAGUGAUUUAGUUACUGCAAAAAUGUUGCAAAAUUCCAAUAUAACAAAUCAAGAUAAUAAACAAUCAAUAAAUAAUGAAAUCACAUCAUUAUUAUCAUGUAAUAAACAAGCAUCAAGUUAUUUUCCUUUAGAUGUAGUAAAAGCAUUAAGUGAAAUUGAUAAUCGUUUAAAUGUGAUUGAUCAAGUUUCAGUUCAACUAGAACAAGAUCAUAAACGUAAUCAAGAACUUCUUGAAACAAUUAUUCAAAUGAAUAAAGAACAAAGCCAAGUUAAUCCAUCUAUUCAGUUAGAUGAAUCAAACAAAAGUGAGGCAACUUCUCAACAACAAAAACUACAAUUACCUGAUGAAUUAAAUUUGAAAGGCGACCAGUUACAUAAUCAAAGACUAAUUGAAAGUAAAAUUAAUCCUAAUGUCCAAAAUCAAGGACAUGAUUGUACAAUUGUAAAACAACAAAUUAAAUCGUCUAAACCAAAUGAAAGAUCACAUUCAAACACUGGUCAUAAUACUGAUGAACGUGAAAAACUUAGAAAAGAAAGACGAGAAGUCUCAAUGACACGUCGUUGUAAUGAAGCUAAACAGUUUGUCAAUGAAAUUUUGUCAGAUAGUAUUUUACCAAAACAAUCAUCACCAUUGUUGGAUCAACCAAUCAUUCCAAAACGUUCAAAUACUCCAAUAAAAAGAGGUCGAAGUCAAACUCACAGUCGUGGUACAUUAAGAGUUCUAAAUCAACGUAGUUUUAAAAACAAUUACAUUAUUCCGUCCAGUCCAAAGCCGCCUACCCCUGUUCGCUUUCAUUGUAACGGAAGAAGUGGAGUUACAGCUAGAGGAGCACGUAACAUCUCAGGAACCAGAAGACAACAAACAAAAAUUGUACAAAAGUCAUCUGUAGUAAAUCAUCCACAUCCUGAUACACCAAAACAACUACCUUAUGAAGAUGACUUACAGACAACAAUUUUAAGCGACUGGUCCCUAGAAAGUAAUGUGAAAAGAAUACUCUAUGGAGAUGAAAAAGAUAGAUUUUGCAGUUCAUCUAGGCCACAAAGUGCCAGUGGGAUUUCUAAUUUUGAUCAGGAGUCACAAAUUCCACAAAGUCCACAUUCCAUGCCAGAAACCGAUCUCCUUACUGAAAUAGGUGGCGUUCCAAGCACCAGCUUUGUUGAUUGGGAUGAGAUCGAUGAACUGAUUGCAUGCUACUUUCCCAAAAAACUUCGAAAUCAGGCUUUUCAAGAUACAUUUUGUGAAAAAAAUUUGGAGUAUUUAUAUUUAUUCAACUAUCAUAUUU